Molecule: messenger RNA, 2157 nt
Organism: Lolium perenne
Lineage: Eukaryota; Viridiplantae; Streptophyta; Magnoliopsida; Poales; Poaceae
Product: probable serine/threonine-protein kinase At1g01540
Biological process (GO): protein phosphorylation
Molecular function (GO): ATP binding; protein kinase activity
Source: RefSeq, a predicted model, not a curated record
AACUCCAACGGCUGCCUCAUCUCUCGGUUGUUUGGCCUUCUCUGCUACUAGCAUCUCGGAACGCAUUCGUUCGACCCGACAUCAUCGCUUUACUCUUAACCAAGCCGCGAGCGUGUCAAGUGAUCAAGUCGCCAACUAGAUCAACACCAGCGUGAUCGCCAUCUCCAAGAACCCACGGCUCUCUCGACCGGCGUCCACAGCCAGCAGCCAGCGAUGACCGCCCCGCCGCCCCCGAGGAAGCUAUCGCCGCCGGCAACACGGACGCGGCCCGUGGCGAAGGCACCGCCGCGCCGCCUCCCCCACCCCUACCCCCCGCCUCGCCCUCGCUCUCACCCCCCGCCGCCGACGCAGCAGCGCAACCACCUCCACGGGCAGCAGCACAAGCAGCAGCAGGCGGCGAAGACGCCGUCCUCCGCGUGGAGCGUCGGCUUCCUGACCUCCUGGCUCUCGCACCGCACCUCCGUGCUCGGCCUCCGCGGCUGGGUCCUCGCCGCCGCGGGCGCCGCCGUGCUCACCAUCGCCCUCCUCGCGCUCACCGUCUGCCUCUGCCGCUGCCGCCGCCGCCGCCGGCGCUGCCCGCGCGUCGCCCCGAGCCUGCACCACGGGGCCGCCUCCCGGUCCACGAAGCACCACGUCGUGCACCAGGCGAUGGCGGCGGACAAGGACGUCGUCGUGGAAGAGCCGCCCGUGCGCUGGCACCCGCCGCCGCCGCCGUUCCAGCCGCCGAUCGAGGUCAUCAAGGCUGAGCAGGAGGCCCCGCUGAUCGCCGCGGCGGGGUCCGGCAGGACGACCAGCCCCGGGACGGCCACGAGCAGCGGCGGCGGGAGCGGCAGCGGGAGCGCGCGCGGAUGGAGCUCGGCCGGGAGUGACGCGGAGCCCCGGGAGGCGUCGCGGGGCGGCUGGGGACGAAGGUACACGCGCCGCGAGAUGGAGGAGGCCACCGAUGGGCUGGCCGCACACAACGUGCUCGGCGAGGGCGGAUACGGGGUCGUCUACAGGGGCCUGCUCAGGGACUCCACCGCCGUCGCCAUUAAGAAUCUGCACAACAACAGGGGCCAGGCCGAGAAAGAUUUCAGGGUGGAGGUGGCCACCAUCGGGCGCGUUCGGCACAAGAACCUGGUCAGCUUGCUCGGAUACUGCAGUGAGGGGCCAUGCAGGAUGCUCGUCUACGAGUACAUGGAGAACAGUAACCUGGAGAAGUGGCUGCACCAUGACGACGGUGAAGUUAGCCAGCUGAGCUGGGAUACGAGGAUGCACAUACUCCUCGGAACUGCUAAAGGGUUGGCGUACCUUCACGAAGGGUUGGAGCCCAAGAUAGUUCAUCGCGACGUCAAAUCCAGCAACAUCCUCCUGGACGGGCAGUGGAACGCCAGGGUGUCGGACUUCGGCCUCGCCAAGCUGCUCUGCUCCGAGAGGUCCUAUGUCACCACUCGUGUCAUGGGAACAUUCGGGUAUGUGGCACCUGAGUAUGCAAGGACAGGGAUGCUGAACGAGAGGAGCGACGUGUACAGCUUCGGCGUGCUGGUCAUGGAGAUGAUCACGGGCAGAACUCCAGUGGACUACACCAGGCCAAACGCAGAGGUGAACUUGGUUGAGUGGCUGAAGCGCAUGGUGGCGGAGAGGAGGGUGGAGGAGGUGGUGGACCCGAAGCUGCCAGAGGCGCCGCCGUCCAAGGUUCUGAAGCGCGCCGUCCUCGCCGCGCUCCGCUGCGUCGACCCCGACGGUAGCCAGCGGCCCACCAUGGGGCACGUGGUCCACAUGCUCGAGGACGACCUGAGGUUCAGAGACGAGCUCCAGCUCGCGCGGGAUCUGUCGCCUCACGCGUCGUCGUCGUGGGAGGAAAGCUACGCCUACGAACGCGAUGAGCACUGAACGCCACGGACGGAUGAUCAAUGGGUCGUUGCGAAGUGGAGGUUCUGACUUCUGAGUUCGUAUGGGCACCGUGCUUUUUCCCCCUUCGCAUUGACAGGAUUGUAGCCAAAUGUUCUUGUACAAGCAGCUAGUCGAUAUAAUCUCUCUUUCUUCGCCCGUUAAAUUUUGUUUGCAUGGCGGCAUUGGUUCAAUCGCACAGCUAAUUCAUAGUACUCCAUUGCUCGACACUUAAGAGCUUCUUUAUAUGAUCAAACACAGCGGAAGUACAUCUAUGAUUUUGCUUCA